Molecule: messenger RNA, 2481 nt
Organism: Neogale vison (American mink)
Lineage: Eukaryota; Metazoa; Chordata; Mammalia; Carnivora; Mustelidae
Gene: TMPRSS6
Product: transmembrane serine protease 6
Exons: 18
Coding region: 1-2481 (826 amino acids)
Biological process (GO): proteolysis
Molecular function (GO): serine-type endopeptidase activity; protein binding
Source: RefSeq, a predicted model, not a curated record
AUGCCUGUGGCCGAGGCCCCCCAGGCAGCAGGUGGACAGGGUGAUGGAGGAGACGGUGAGGAGGCAGAGCCAGAGGGGAUGUUCAAGGCCCCCAAGAACUCCAAGAGAAAAGUCCGGGACUACCUCCGCCUGGCACCGCUGUGGCUGGCCCUUGUCCUGCUGGCUUCGGUGGGGGUCCUGCUCUGGUAUUUCCUAGGGUACAAGGCGGAGGUGACGGUCAGCCAGGUGUACUCUGGCAGCCUCCGCGUGCUCAAUCGCCACUUCUCCCAGGACCUCGCCCGCCGGGAGUCCAGUGCCUUCCGCAGUGAGACUGCCAAAGCCCAGAAGAUGCUCAAGGAGCUCAUCGCCAGCACCCGUCUGGGUACCUACUACAACUCCAGCUCAGUCUACUCCUUCGGGGAGGGACCUCUCACCUGCUUUUUCUGGUUCAUUCUUCAAAUCCCCGAGCACCGCCGGCCGAUGCUGAGCCCCGAGGUGGUGCGGGCGCUGCUGGUGGAGGAGCUGCUGUCCACGGCCAACAGCUCGACCCCUGCCCCCUACAGGGCCGAGUACGAGGUGGACCCGGAGGGCCUGGUGAUCCUGGAAGCCAGCGUGAAAGACAUAGUUGCUCUGAAUUCCACGCUGGGCUGCUACCGCUACAGCUAUGUGGACCAGGGCCAGGUCCUCCGGCUGAAAGGGCCCGACCACCUGGCCUCCAGCUGCCUGUGGCACCUGCAGGGUCCCAAGGACCUUAUGCUCAAGCUUCGGCUGGAGUGGACGCUGGCCGAGUGCCGGGACCGGCUGGCCAUGUACGACGUGGCUGGGCCCCUGGAGAGGAGGCUCAUCACCUCGGUCUAUGGCUGCAGUCGCCAGGAGCCAGUGGUGGAGGUCCUGGCGUCCGGCGCUGUCAUGGCGGUGGUCUGGAAGAAGGGCUUACACAGCUACUAUGACCCCUUUGUGCUCUCCGUGCAGCCCGUGGCCUUCCAGGCUUGUGAGGUGAACCUGACCUUGGAGGGCCGUCUGGAGCCGCAGGGCGUCCUCAGCACGCCUUACUUCCCCAGCUACUACUCGCCCAGCACCCACUGCUCCUGGCACCUCACGGUGCCCUCUCUGGACUAUGGCUUGGCCCUCUGGUUUGACGCCUAUGCUCUGCGGAGGCAGAAGUAUGACCUUCCGUGCACCCAGGGACAGUGGACAAUCCAGAACCGGAGGCUGUGUGGCCUGCGCACCCUGCAGCCCUACGCCGAGAGGAUCCCUGUGGUGGCCACUGCCGGCAUCACGGUCAACUUCACGUCCCAGAUCCCCCUCACCGGGCCCGGCGUGCAGGUGCACUAUGGCUUGUACAACCAGUCCGACCCCUGUCCCGGCGCCUUCCUCUGCUCUGUGAACGGACUGUGUGUGCCCGCCUGCGACGGGGUCAAGGACUGCCCCAAUGGCCUGGAUGAGAGAAACUGUGUCUGCAGAGCCACAUUCCAGUGCCAAGAAGACAGCACAUGCAUCUCCCUGUCCAGAGUGUGUGACCGGCAGCCUGACUGCCUCAACGGGAGUGACGAGGAGCAGUGCCGGGAAGGGGUGCCUUGUGGGACGUUCACCUUCCAGUGUGAGGACCGCAGCUGCGUGAAGAAACCCAACCCACAGUGUGACGGGCUGUCCGACUGCAGGGACGGCUCCGACGAGCGGCACUGUGACUGUGGCCUUCAGGGCCCCUCCAGCCGCAUCGUGGGCGGGGCCGUGUCUUCGGAGGGUGAGUGGCCCUGGCAGGCCAGCCUCCAGGUUCGGGGCCGACACAUCUGUGGGGGGGCGCUCAUCGCGGACCGCUGGGUCAUAACAGCCGCCCACUGCUUCCAGGAGGACAGCAUGGCCUCCCCGGCGCUGUGGACGGUAUUCCUGGGCAAGGUGUGGCAGAGCUCGCGCUGGCCGGGGGAGGUGUCCUUCAAGGUGAGCCGGCUGCUCCUGCACCCCUACCACGAGGAGGACAGCCAUGACUACGACGUGGCUUUGCUGCAGCUCGACCACCCGGUGGUGCGCUCGGCCGCUGUGCGCCCCGUCUGCCUGCCCGCGCGCUCCCACUUCUUCGAGCCGGGCCUGCACUGCUGGAUCACGGGCUGGGGCGCCCUGCGUGAGGGCGGUGAGCUGGCGGGGCUGCGGGGAGGGCGGACACUGAUACAUUUUAAGUGGAGAGUGGAGGGGUCAGAUGUGUGCGCAGGGCCCACCAGCAACGGUCUGCAGAAGGUCGAUGUGCAGCUAAUCCCACAGGAUCUGUGUGGUGAGGCCUACCGCUACCAGGUGACGCCCCGCAUGCUGUGUGCUGGCUACCGGAAGGGCAAGAAGGAUGCCUGCCAGGGCGACUCGGGAGGUCCACUGGUGUGCAAGGAGCCCAGUGGCCGCUGGUUCCUGGCCGGGCUGGUCAGCUGGGGCUUGGGCUGUGGCCGGCCCAACUACUUUGGUGUCUACACCCGCAUCACAGGGGUGAUUGGCUGGAUCCAGCAGGUGCUGACCUGA